CUGAAAACAUGGCGGAGAUUAGCCAAGCCACUCGUUAUGCGUCGAUGGUUAUGGGCGCAAUAUUCCUUCUUUCGGGGACUGUCAAGUUGAUAAAUAUCAACAAUGAUGUCUACACGUUUAUGAGUGCUGAAUUCAAGAAGUUUGCCUCCGUCUUCCCUUUCCGGCCGAUGGGAAUAAAGCCAUCCCCCUCAGUAUUCAAGACAGCUGUUGGUAUCGCAGAAGUAAUACCUGCUUUGAUACUGAUUUUUGGAUCAACUCGUUUAAAGAAAUACGCCAUCUUUGUUUUGAUCAUCAUCAUGGUUGGAGCAAUGCAGACCUUAUUUUGUCUGAAAGAAUUUACCCAGGUAUUGGUGCCAUUUUCCCACCUUCUCAUCCUCAUCUGGAUCCUGUUCUCCUACAAUCAUGAUCUCAAAGGCACCAAGCAGGACUAGACAUCAACUGGAGACAGAUCAUCAAGUCAACUUUCCAUGAACAUUCGAAUUAUAUCACAAGUGAACUUCUCUUUCAAAGACACUCCUUCAGAGUUCAACAAAUACUGUCCUUUAUAAGGAUUUUACACGUGGAGCCUACUGAUAACAUCAUGACCAUUUGUUUUUAGCAGUGGGUUGAGUGUCCUGGCCCUUUCUGUGUACAGAAUUAUUUACAUUGUGUAUUUACAAAACUGCUAUGUACAGAAUUGCGUGCAAUCAGUACUGUAUUAUGUCAAUAAGUUCAAUGAAGUGCAUAUUUCGUAAGGGGUCGUACUUUAAGUAAGUAAAUUUUCAGGAUCCCUCUUUCCUCUAUACGCAAAAUAUCUUUCAAAAUGUACAGCGUGCACAAGUGACCCACUGAUUUCUUGCUCUCUGCUUCACCCUCAGAUGUGUCGCACUUUAAGAAUGACCUCUUUAUCAAAAAUCUGUCAGACAUUUGGGGGAGUUGCCAGUUUAAACUGGUGCAGUAUUAAGUAACGUCACAUUGGGUGACUUUGAACCCCUCCCCCAGGAAGACUUUUUGUGAUGAGAAACAUGUAGCCUACUGUUCAAAGUUAGCCCAUUGUUCAAAGUGAGUUCUUUUACGUUGUGGGUGUGACUAAUCUCCAGUUUUAUCAUAUUAUGAUAAAACUGGAGAUUUUUCGGAGCAGUCAACUCCAGAGCCAAGGUGAGGCAACAUGGCAUCGAUAGGAUGUGCUCUUACUAGGCACCACUGAGUCCGUAGCUUUCUUGAUGUCAUAUCUGAAGCUGACCCCAUAUAUAAGUUGGCCACCCGCUGCCCCACAACAGCUCCUCCACCAGAGGCCCUGAUCAGGAAAGAGACGAAAUGGUUGUGGUAUUGACAACUUCGUGACAUUUCUGCAAUAUGUGUACAUGUAUGUAAUAGUAUCAUAUUUUUGUA
Messenger RNA from Lineus longissimus, 1371 nucleotides. Its product is annotated as transmembrane protein 35B-like. Lineage: Eukaryota; Metazoa; Nemertea; Pilidiophora; Heteronemertea; Lineidae. The transcript is spliced from 3 exons. The coding region runs from base 9 to 431 and encodes 140 amino acids. The record is from RefSeq and is a predicted model, not a curated record.